UCCGUCAUGUGACGGAGGUAAAAAAUGUCAACAUCACUCUGCGCUUGAUUGCCACAAUAACAAAUGAGCACCAUAACGUGGCGUUUCUUUGUGCGCCAAAAUUAAUAUGCUCUACUAUAACUAACACCUUGAUGUUAGCAAUCCGGCUGUCGGCUGUCAUUGCACAGGAUGGCUGCACUUCAGACGGGCCACUCUCCUCUCGUACAUAGCUUGGCCACGCUUCUCCGAAAUAACGGUGACAUGGUGCUGGACGGCAGCAGCACGCUGACCCUGCCUGCUGCCACCUUGCAGCAGCUCACAAGGCUGUUUGAGCAGUACUUGCUAUCCCGGAGCCAGCAACACGGGUUCCUCGCACUGCCCUCCCACCCAGCUGACACCGCUUCGCUGCUGCAGCUGCAGUUCCUGUUUGACAUCCUGCAGAAGACAGUUUCCCUCAAGCUCAUCAACCCGCUGGGUGUGAGGCUCAAGUCUGUGUUAAAAAUUUUCCCUUUCAAGUCUCUGAAGUGUUUGGAGCUGAAGAGAAUCCCCCCUCACUGUCUCGAGGGCCUCAGAGGAAUUUACUCCCAGCUGGAGGUUUUUACCUGCUCAAAAAGCCUCAGUUCCUUGGAGGAGCUGCUCUCUCUGUGUGGAGGUGAUCUGAGCUCAGCACUACCGUGGCUUGAACUUCACACCCUGAACUUCAGCUACAACUCCAUAGUUUGCCUUGACCAGUCACUGAGUUUACUGAAUGUCCUGAAAUCUUUGGAUCUAAGCCAUAACAAGAUUCAGGAGUGUGCUGAAUUCCUAAAGGCUCUGACUGAGCUGGAACACUUGAACCUGGGCUACAACUGCCUGCAGAGGGCGCCAACACUCGGUAUGAGUGCUAGGGCCAAGCUGGUCACACUCAUCCUCAGGAACAACGAACUGGAAACCAUCAACGGCGUGGAACAGUUGUCUUCUCUCCAGCAUUUAGACCUGGCCUACAACAUCCUGCUGGAGCAUUCCCAGCUGGCUCCUCUCUCCCUGCUGCACUGCCUCAACACAUUGAAUCUGGAAGGAAACCCACUGUACUUCCAGAAGACCCACCGCACCUCCACAGUCAGACACCUCUCGCCAAAAGCUGCCAACACCAGACUCAAACUUGAUGGCACCCUACUGUCCUCAUCUGAAAUAUCAGUUCUGCCAAAACCAGGGCCGCUGAUGGUCCAGGUGCAGACUUUGCCUUCAGGUUACACCAUGCCUGCAGAACGCAGUUACCAGGAAGCAUCUAGUGGGAUGGGGGAGCUGAGUGACAGCCUGUCCGUCGGCGAAGCGGUUGUCUCAAACCUUCGCAGAAGGAAAAAUAGGAGUAAGGUGAAAGUGCGGAGGGCCAGUAUAUCCGAACCCAGUGAUACUGAUUAUGAGUCCAGACCCUUGUCCUCCACACAGGGCAUCGUCCUUCAGCACCAGCAGGAGAUUGAACGCAUGUCCAGCUUCAGGGAACAACUCGGAGAAGACUGGCUAAGAUAUGAACACCAUCUAGAUGGAGCUUCACCCUUAACGCUCACCACCACUGUUAACCAGCAAACCUCCUGCUCUCAAACCCUCUCCAACGGCCUCACCACCACCAUCGCUACUACCACUACAUCUAUCCCACAGCAGCAGCCAUUGCCGCCGUCUUCCCACAAGGUCCCGGAAGUCCUCCCACCACCUAUUCUUUCCUCUGAACCCAGAAAUGAGGCCUCUGAUGUGGAUGCAGACCUGGAAAUGGAGUCCACCUUGCAAGGUGGUCAGACCCCUCAGCUGACAGAGUCCACCUUGGAUAACAGCAUGGUAGAUGGGCUGGUGAUGAGCCAGGGAGUAGUGAGUUCACCUCAGCCAAGUCCAGAGAGCCACAGGUCUGCUAGAGCAGCAAGUGGCGAGACCAAUCAUGAAGAAGAAGAGGAUUUAGGAGUGGACCUUUGUCACCCUCUGCUUGUUGGUGUCUUAUCUGACAAAGAGGAGGGGCUUGGUGAAGGUCAGUGGCAGAGGAAGGGAAGAAGGGAGGUGUUCUUGUGCAUCAAAAAGGGCUUAGUGCUUGAGAUGGACAUGCAGUGUGGCCAGGAGAGAUGCCGUCUGGAGCUGGAUAGCCUGGCUAAGGUGGAAACAACUGAGGCUGCGUGGACCCGAGGGGAUUUAGAAAAUCAGUUUCCAGCUGUAGAACUUUACUUUGACUACAUCAGCAAGGACAAACGAAGGAGACGCUACGUCCUGUUAGAUGAUGACCCUCAGCAAGCACUGCAGGCUCUGACUGACAUACUGUCUAAUGUGGUGGAGGAAAACCAACGCCGGGUUUCUGAGCUCUGUCACAGCUGCAUUCGCCUGCAGUGCCUUCGCUGCAGGUCAGAAUUCAUUCUUCAGGGAGGGGACGAUGAAGAGGAAGCCGGUGAACGAACAACAAAGAGGAGAGGAGCUGUGAUGCUAUCAGAAGGUGUGCAGGAACAGGACGGGGAGGAGCUGAUAGAGGCACAGUGGGCCAGCAAAGGAAAAAGUCAGAUUUGUCCAGAAUGUGGCAGUGACCAUGUUGUCCAAGUGGCUGUUCAAACGUCUCCCUACAGCAGUACACCCAUCCAGCGUUCAUUCAGGACCGACAGUGACGAUGACCAUCGGGACAUAACUGUGAGCAUGCAAAGUGCUAAUAAGGAUGAUUACACAGAUGCUAGUAGCAGCAGCAGUCCCAUCCCAGAAGCUGUUACCGCAGCAGAAGAGUCCAUGUUUGUCACUGCCCAAGGAAGCUCUUUCUUCAUUGGAGAUAGUCCAAGUCAGACCAGUCACCUUUCCUGCAACUCAGUGUGCCAAAGUAGAGAGGACCUAGCAGGCAGCUACCACUACACCACUACUGGUGCUACACCACCUCAAGUGCAAGCACAGCCUGCAGAAAGGUCCACCCCUAAUGAUGAUUUGGAUCUUCUGUCUGAGGAUUACGAGGUGGUGGACCAUCGGCUCAAGCUUUUCCUGGAUGUAGAAGUCUUUGAGGAAGAAGAAGAACUUCAUUCUUUCCUUAAGAUGUCAGCUGUCAAAUUUGGAGAACCUGGGGAGGUUCCCUCGCUGCUGGUUGUCUCAAAUCGACGUAUUUAUUUCCUGGAAAUGACAUCAGAUUUGCACAGAGGCCAGCUCACCAAUUGGCUGCAGAAAAGGGACAGCUACCCAAUCAUGGAGCUGAGCUACCUGGAGGUGGGGCUGGGCUCUCAGAGCAUCCACAUGGAGUUUGAAGAUGUGGGCGUGGCCUACACGCUACUCGUGAGGGACAGCGUGCGGUGCAAACGCUUCUUUGGCCGUUUAACAGGAGUUGUGCGUGAGAUGGCUCACAAAUCAGAGAGCAAGCUGAAGUCGAUCUCCACCACAAGGCUCACCCCUGAGCACCAUCUCUGGCCUUUAGUGUGCGAAGACAUCCAGGCAGAUGUGGAGGACGGACAGCUGCAGUUCUUCUAUGUUCUGGCUUUUGUCCUACAAGAGGAUAUCUGGAUGCCGUUGACGGUUCUGGCGACUAGAGAAACCCUCUAUCUGCUCAGAGAGGAUCACCAGUGGAGGAAAAACAGCCCGUCGGCGAAUGAAAACAAAGAACCGUGCAGCGGGAGCGUCACUGUGUUAGAAACUCUGCCAAUCAGCUGUGUGAGCUCAGUUCUCCUGUGGCCUGUGGACCAGUGCAGGAUGGAUAUAAAGCUUUACGAUGAGACUGUGAAACAGGAGAGGACGUGGUGUGUGCGCUCAGAGAGUGGCGAGCUCCUCCAGGGUCUGCUGGCCUGGGUCAAAACACAGUGGGAGGCCAUGUUUGGAGUAAAACUGCACACAAGUCUGCAAGACAAAGCGGCGUAGUGUGUGUGUGUGUGUGUGUGUGUGUGUGUGUGUGUGUGUGUGUGUGUGUGUGGAGGGGUGCAAAGAGAGAAAAAGUUAUAAAGUUGUAUGGUGCCGGGUAAAGUUUGGUGAGCAUGACCGAGUGUGUCUUUGUUUUCUCUCUACGCACUCUGCACUCAGUCUGGUCCCAUUACGCUUGUUGCUUUAAGCCAGGAACUUGGAAAUGAUUGCACUCAUUCAUGUGGCACACAAGCCUGUAAAAGCACUGGUUGCAUAAUGUUUCCUCCAGAUACCAUCCCACUGAACUUUUCUACAGCUGGAAUGGAGUGUGCCUUGUUUCUUUUGUUGAUGCUGUGUUGUCCUAAUGAAAUGCACCUUAAUGCAUCACAUGCUGUUCUUUGAUCGUCUGUAGCAUCAAGCUAAUAUGGAGCAGAUUUUGGGGGAAGGUUUGGAGUUACAAGCAUUAAGUCAAGGGAGUGAAACAAAUGUUCUGUCUUAGGAUUUGUAGGGAAGUAAUGCAAGAGGCUGAGCCUAGAAUAUGUCAACCGCCUUUGUCAGUUUUUUUUUCUCUCUCUCUCUCAUCGUCUUAGGGUGCUUUGCAUCACGCGGUCAACACGAGGCUGGGGGAGCCUCUGAAAGGCCAAGGUUCAAGACAUUGUCGUCAAAGAAUUUGCACGCAGUUUUCACCUAAUUAAGGUCUUGUGAUGUUUCAGACGUUCGGUGAACAGUAGCACUUCUCGUGUUUAAACAUUUUGAAAAAGAUGUUUAUUUUAAUUUGUAAUUCGGGUUUGGUUGAUUGGUUUGUUUUCAGAGCAUUUAUCAAGGGCAGGGAGAAAAAUCUGUUUUGACAUCAGGCACUGUCAUCAUUCAGUAAAUGUGAUGGAUAAACAUUAUCUCAACUGAA
Messenger RNA from Maylandia zebra (zebra mbuna), 4696 nucleotides. It is a transcript of the gene stk11ip, whose product is annotated as serine/threonine kinase 11 interacting protein. NCBI's taxonomy places the organism in Eukaryota, Metazoa, Chordata, Actinopteri, Cichliformes, Cichlidae. Gene Ontology annotation, biological process: intracellular protein localization. Gene Ontology annotation, cellular component: cytoplasm. The record is from RefSeq and is a predicted model, not a curated record. Gene Ontology annotation, molecular function: protein binding.